AAAAACAGGGGUUUCUUCUUGUAUCGCUGAUACGGUUCGAGAUAUGGCGACAUUGGCAUCCCGAACUCGCUUCCUAUCGUGAGAGUCAAAUAUUUGGCGAGAUCAGUUUUCACAUGGAUCUCCGUCGCUAGCGAUCGAGAAUCCACACCAGAGCUCAUAAUUGCUCCGCCGUGCUUACCACUGUUCAAGCCAAAGCCAGAACUAGACAAGUCGGCAGGACCGCCCGCCAUGCCAGAAUUAGGAAGAAGGCACUACGGAGCUGCCGAGGCUUCUCGUCUUCCGUUCGAACGAGCAUUACUUCGUUCAGUUGAAGAAAGGAGGAUUGGAUACUUAGGAAUUGGGUCCAUCCUAAUUCCCGGGGGGAAUCAAAGACCUAUCAUGCCUAAGCUACUUGAUAUUAUCCAUCCUGCCGCUGAGAUCCUCGUCGACAUUGCCAAGUCCCAGGAUUCCGAGGAUAUCGACAAGGUCAAAGGUUUAGCGACCAACAUAAAAGGGAAGAGUCUGGAAGAAAAGAAAUGCUUACUUUCUAAAUGCGCACAAACAACACUGAAUUCUAACCUCAUAGGUGGAGAGAAAGAGUUCUUUGCAACGAUGGUUGUGAAUGCUGUCAUUGCAAUUGGAACUGAUGACAGGCUAAAUAUUAUUGGAAUAAAGAAGGGUUUCCAGGAGGUGUUUGAAUGUGGAUUCUGCACCAAACUCACUAAUGCUGGGAUUGUUUAUAAGGUGGUCCACUAUUGCGAGGAGGCUGCCAAGAAGAAUGAACAAUGAGAUCAAGGUGCCAGCUUCUCAGUUUCUGCAGUCAUGUUCAGAGGUUAUAAUCGUUGUUUAUAGUUUGCUUCAAGAGCAUAGAUUUAAAUCGUUGGGGUUAUAAUCCUAUUUACAAAGUGAUCUGACUCUUCUAGUUGAUAUAGAAUGACAUUUAUGACCAGAAUGUUGAGCUUGUUAAUGUUAAAAAAAUCAGGCUUUACCAAUUAUAUUAGAAUGACCAAUUGUAUUAUAAUGUUCGGGUUGUUGAUGUAAAAAAUCAGUUUUUG
Messenger RNA from Linum tenue, 1034 nucleotides. The record is from the annotation of a GenBank genome assembly. NCBI's taxonomy places the organism in Eukaryota, Viridiplantae, Streptophyta, Magnoliopsida, Malpighiales, Linaceae.